Messenger RNA from Stylophora pistillata, 1060 nucleotides. RefSeq names its product phosphomevalonate kinase-like. The record is from RefSeq and is a predicted model, not a curated record. Gene Ontology annotation, cellular component: cytoplasm. Gene Ontology annotation, molecular function: phosphomevalonate kinase activity. Gene Ontology annotation, biological process: cholesterol biosynthetic process; isopentenyl diphosphate biosynthetic process, mevalonate pathway. Lineage: Eukaryota; Metazoa; Cnidaria; Anthozoa; Scleractinia; Pocilloporidae.
GUUCAAGAUGGCGGACGUUAGUGACCAACAACAUGUACCAAAAGUUAUCUUCAUUUUAAGCGGAAAGCGAAAAUCAGGAAAAGAUUUUGUAGCUAAUAAACUAAAAGAAACAUUUAGGCACGAUAUAUGCGAGAUAAUAAGGCUUUCUGGACCGCUGAAAUAUGAAUACGCCCAACAACAUGGACUUGAUUUUGGUCGCCUACUUGAUUCAACAACUUACAAGGAAUUUUAUCGUCAAGAUAUGAUCCGCUGGGGAGAAGAGAAGAGAAGGAUAGAUCCCUCAUACUUCUGCAAAUUAGUGACAAAAAUGGUGUCCUCUGCAACCCCUGAAGAAAGUCGAACAGUUCAAAAGCCCGUGUGGAUAAUAUCUGAUGCUCGGAGAAAAUCGGACGUAAAUUAUUUUAAAACGAACUACGAUAAAGUUUUACACGUUCGGAUUGUUGCUUUAGAAGACGUAAGAAAAUCAAGAGGUUGGGUAUUUACUGCUGGUGUUGAUGAUGCUGAAUCUGAAUGCGGUCUAGAUGAUGAAAAAUUCGAUUUUGUAAUUCACAACAAUGGGGACGAUAAUGAGAAACUUAACAGUGAAUUUAAUUCUUUACUUAGAUAUGCUUGUUAAUGCCUCCUCUUGUUCGAGACAAGCUUACUUUCAACAUUAGAUAGAGUUUUGAGUAUUGCAGUCUUCAAAAAAGAGAUCCUUCUAGGAAAACAGGAAAUAGGCCUGGGUUUGGACAGGGGAAUGAUAAAUGUAAAAAGACACUCUUCUUUAAUAUUAUAUUAAAGAAACCCAACCUUGUUGCAGUGAUAGAGAUAAUUGGGAUAGCAAUGAAUAGUUCAUUUAAGCCAUUAACUUUAUUUAAAGAAAUGGCCAUUAGGUAGGCAAGCUAUCUAUGGCACUGGAGCAGUUAAGGUCAUUUAAUCCCCACUUCUGUAGCUGUCACUUCAGCACUUGAAGGAGCAGGGUUAGUGACAAGUGUAAAAUGCAAAUCUUCUGAUACCUGUUACACUACAAAAUCACAAUUUAUUUCUUUUAUUUUCCAGAACACACAUUAUUAAUAUAAUA